CAGCACAGCAUGGAGGCAAGACAGGAAGAAAGAAAAACACUGUCCUGGGAAACCACUUUACUAAAUGACCAUCUUCAAGCACACAUUUCACUUCCUUUAUUGCAUUCAUGAUGUAAUUGCUACACAUUUUAUGUUGUCUGAAAACCAGCUUCUAAUUCACUAGGCUGACAAACACCAAAUCGCAUUUUAACAAAAGUAAUAAAACCAAAACCAGUCAAAUGUCUUAAAUGAACCAAACUCAUUGGACAAACACGAUAAACAGCUCUGUAAACCAUUAAGUAGUUUUUUCCCCCACUCCAGUGAUUCAGAGGGCUGUGACUGACGCAGACAGCAGGGAAUUCAGUUUUCAAGUCCAGGCAGGAAACAUGCUUCUGUAUACACUGCCAGGAAGCGGAGUUUGAGCUCACACCAUUAUCAGCUCGACCGCUGCACUGAAGAGAUGCAAAACACAAAGUUUUACUGGUGGAAAACUCCUGACAAGAAGCAACACCAAGAGGGCUGAAGCCUAAUUAACUGGGAAAUACUGGAAUAUCAACUUAACGGUGACAUGUUUGACCUCAUGCCAGGACUACUCAUUUGUUUGAUGGCAGUGCAGACCAAUCAGCUUGAUGGAAACAAAAACGGGACCAAAAUCCAACCUCACACAGUGAAUCCAAGGACCUUUAAGGCCGACUAUAAUGACACAGGCAGAAACUUGCAUGUGAAGCCAGAGGAUCCAGUGACAGCCUAUACCACAGGGGUGCUCAGCACCUGGGUCAUACCCUCAUCGUACAUCCUGUCUAUGCUGGUGGGCAUCCCCUCCAACGGCUACAUUCUGGCCUUUCUCAGAGUCCGGCUCAGAGCACAGUCCUUUUCCACAGUCGUUCUUCACCUGAACCUGGCGCUGUCUGACCUGCUGCUCCUGCUUUCCCUUUCGCUGCGUGUUCACUACCACUUCAAUGGGAACAACUGGAUAUUUGGGGAAACCUCCUGCCGGCUGAUUACGGCUUUGUUUUACGGUAAUGUUUACUGCUCAGCUCAGACCAUCGCGUGCAUCAGCCUGAACAGCUACCUGGCUGUGGUCAAACCAUUCAUGUACAGGAGACUUGCUACGAAAACACUGGCGGUGUGGACGUGCUUGGUUAUAUGGUUGCUGUUCGGGGCUGCUGUUGUGCCUGAGCUCCUUGUCAGGCAGAGUUACAACAUCUCCCAGCUGGGGAUCACAACAUGUCAUGAUGUACUUCCCCUAGACGAAAAAUCACACUCCCAUCUGGUGCCAUAUAGGCUGAUGCUUAUCUGUCUAGGCUUUAUAACGCCCUUCCUCUUUUGUAUCUAUGCCCAUGUGGCUGUAAUUUACCAUCUAGGUCAAAGUGCUUGUGACUGGAAGCCAUUUAUCAGAGUCAGCACUCUGGUUUUCAGCAUCUUCUUGGUGUGCUUCUUGCCCAGCGGCGUCCUGCAUAUGACCCACUACAUCCGCCUGUUUUCCGGUGGGGACGACAGCCUGUAUGGAUACUUUAGAGUAGCUGUGUGUCUCUGCUGUUUCCACAGUUGUCUUGAUCCCUUCCUGUGUAUGCUUAUUUCCAAGACAGCGGCUUCAGAACUACAAUUUAUUUCUCUCCGCGAGAUAUCUCCGAGACAAGCAGUUAUGACGUGAUACUGGACAUGUAUACAAAAAAAACAAAACAAAACCCAAGCCUGGACUAUUGUUGGAACACAGCAGGAAGUCACAAGGGAAAAUGACAAACUGAAGACCGGACAUUGUGGUUAACAUUAGGCUGUAUCCACGUUACAUCCAGAAUCAGAAACUAUUAAUGUGGCCAUAGUGUCAUUUGUUUCCAUGUAUACUAAAAACAUGUUUUAUGUGUCAUGUUUUGUUCAUCUUUUCAUUAAAAUUAUAUCCAAAAGUCAACAAUACUUUUUGUAAACGAUAUAUCCGUUACUUUAAAAUCAAGAUUGAGCAAUUCAGAUAGAUAUAUACAUGACCUAAUGUAAAGAAGUGACAUAGGAUAAAAAACUGCUGUAUAACAAAACUAACAAGACAAAGUUAUGACACGGUUUAAAUAAUGAUUCAUGUAGGAAGUGGGGGUGCUUACUGAACCUGCUUUGCUCGCCCUUUCCUUCCAGGGGGAGUCCUCUACCUUCUGAUCUUAAUCAUCAUCCCGUGCCUUCUCCUCCCUCCGCUUCUCUGACAACACAUCACCCACGCACGUAGGGUCUCAGGGGGGACAUGAGCUGCAUAGGUUGGUAGGGCCAUUCACGUGGCUUUGCUGGCUGUGCAGUCAUAUGUUUCUCAUUUUUAAUUACCACACAGUAAGGGUGGGAGAUAUAUCAAAUAUACUCGAUGUAUUGCAAGUUUUUCCACUCACGAUACUUAAAAUGGCUUUAUAAAUUGCCAUGGCAAUAUUAAGCUGUCUGCAUGCAAUUCCCUGUGAGGUUUUUUUUUUCCUCCCACAUGCUGCACAAUCAUUAAUUCCCCUCCCUCCCAAACAGAAAAUUUUCUACCUGGCGCACUGCGCUGAACAAAAUGCGGUAAUUUGCAAAACGUGCCGUAAACAUUUGCCGCAAGAGGAAGCAAUACCACAAAUUUAUUCUACCAGCUGAAAAGUUCUCCACUGCAAAAUUAAGACUUUUUAAACUCCACAUGUCAACGUCUCCCCACACACCAAAGAAAACAUUAAAUAAACCAGCUGUGAUACUUGUGACUGUUCUAUGUCAGUCGUUUUUAAAGUCACUAUCUAGACUUUUGUUUCUGUAAUUUGAGGUCAUCAAAUUUUUUAUUUUAUUAUUUUUAUGUGUUGUAAGCUCAAAAGAGCACCUUUUUAAUUUCAAUUGUUUUAUUUUGUCUCGUGAAUUCUUGCUUGACGUCUUUUGUUUGUUGAAGGUCGAGUGUUGACCACAGAACGA
Haplochromis burtoni (Burton's mouthbrooder) is the source of this 2883-nucleotide messenger RNA. RefSeq names its product coagulation factor II (thrombin) receptor-like 2 (gene f2rl2). The coding region runs from base 548 to 1633 and encodes 361 amino acids. The record is from RefSeq and is a predicted model, not a curated record. Lineage: Eukaryota; Metazoa; Chordata; Actinopteri; Cichliformes; Cichlidae. Gene Ontology annotation, biological process: thrombin-activated receptor signaling pathway; blood coagulation; phospholipase C-activating G protein-coupled receptor signaling pathway. Gene Ontology annotation, molecular function: thrombin-activated receptor activity. Gene Ontology annotation, cellular component: membrane. The transcript has 2 exons.